CGUAGCUGCAGGCUGUUUAUACUGACGGCGCCGCAAUUGGAGGAGUGUAGGUUUUUCAUUCGCAGUACUUUUUUCGAAACGUCACACAUCAAAAAGAUGCUCAUCGCGGAGAUCAUGAUCCUCUUGGCAUCAUUCUUAGUACUCUCGAUCUUCUCGUGUCCUGUGCUCGCAGUUGAGUCUGCUUUUUUUACGCAAGCACGAAGCCGAGAAGCGCGGCGUCGCAGUGCAGCUACUCAAUGGAAGGGUCACACUUGUUGCCCGGUAUUCUUCUUUGCCCAGCACGACAAUGCGCGAGCCAGAAACGCCUUCGUGCGUGCUACAUUGGCUCACGCCGGCUGGAGCUGCGCCGACGAAGAAGGCAGCAUCUUUCAAGCCCGUUGUAGGGAAAAAAACCCAAACGAGAGUAGCAACGAUAAAGAAUGUGAGGCUGAGGCAGUAGACGAGCCGCUGCGGGGACAAGAUACAACCAGCAACGUGGAUGGGGUCUUCGUAAGACCUGAACAAUAUGCUGAGCGCGUGGCCGGGGGUAACCGCAACGGUAACGCAGAAAGUGCAUGUCGUGAUGAAGAACAGGUCGCGGAUAACACCAACUUCGCCACGGUCGUGUGUUUCCGUCCAGGGAAAAAGUCACGGUGCGGCGGAGUGGUCAGCCUUGCUUUGAACAAAAAGAAAAAUACUAACCAGCAUGAUGCAACAGCAACUUCCCGACCACGAGCGGAGGGCACGAAGAACCCUCGCCACGAGCACGGAGAAGUAGAAGUGCGAACCAGGCAUUUCCAGGCGGGUGGAGAGAGCAGCAAAGCCCUUUGCAGCCAGGAAAGAGUUGCAGGAGAUGACGGCGGGUUGACAACUUCUUCGCAAGAACAAAGAGAAGCCUUCCCAUCUUCAACAAUUGGAAAUGAGACGAAGAAAGACAAAGAAGCUUGCUCGCAUCUCAUCGAGUCGACAGCAAAAGUCGCACGAUACACAAUUAUCCCCUGCCUCUCAGGUCUGUUACAUGCAGCGAAGGGCUGCGCAGCGGUUUGCGCCUUUUGCGUCUCGGAACUACUGGUUGCAGAUGGCCGUAGUUGUACUGCUCUCGUCGAGAAGGAGAGGCCAUGUCAGGAUGAACAGCAGCAGCACGACCUUGUUUUGCCGAUGCAAACACAAGUCCGACAAGAAGGAGGGACAACGGGAGGGGCGACAGCUUCUAUCCCCGCACAGAUGAAGUCGGAGUACUUCGGGGCGGGUUUGGAUCUUUCACCGCGCCAGCCUGAUCCUUGUUCUACGUGGGCGCGCCAGGAAAUUUCGCGAACGCCUCUUGCAGGAACGUGGGGGCCGCUACCACAUAAUCCUGUAGUUGCAGCUGUCCGGGACGGCCGCCAUUAUCAUGAAGAUGCAGCAGUGUUGCACAAUCUUCCGGAUCCUGUCGCCCCGUUCUUGCGACCGCGUCCCCGUCCUGAGCCACUGUUAGCAAUGUCUGGAGCCACGAGGACCAGCUCGGUACUAGCGCCGAAGAACCCAUUCGAUGAGGACUUAAUAAUUUUGGCAGGUGCAAGAGCAGAGCCAGCACGAGAUGAACAGGAACGGGAUGCAACAUUUGGCCAUCGUUCCGAGUACUACGAAGAUUCAUGCCCUGCAAUUCAAAUCACGACGCAUGGUGACCACCAGGAGGCCACCAGCGCUGCGGCGGCGCUGUUUUCCCAGGAGCGUGCCGCGAUGGCGCCCGGUCGUACGUCGGUUCCUGGUGCGGGCGUUGCAGCGUUUCUUGAUAGCAGUUUCGAAGGUACUGGGCACUUGUUGAAUCAGGAUCGCGGGGAGACGACGCCGCAAAGUAACUUAGACCCUGCGUCAGCAGAUACAUCAGGCUUCGGCACCUGUGCUCACCUUCGAGACGAUCGACGAGGCUCAACAUCGUCUAGUCUGCCAUUCAACACGAUUGGACCGGCGACAGCCAGCAGCAUGGCGGGCGUUGAUAAUUUUCCGCUGGACAAAAGUACGGGAACAACAAGUACAAAAGGAUCGCAAAAUUCCUAUCAUCCCUUAUCACUCGUCGCGGCCAUGCACCAUUCCACGUCAGAAAAAAGCAAAGACUGUGCGAGGACGAAAGACGUUUAUCUUACUGACACCCGAUAUUCCCACGUGGAUAAGGUGGAAACAACUCCUGGCAGGUCGCGCAAAGUAGCAUCGAUUGAACUGGAACAAGGUCGUGAUGAAGUAAGACAUCAAACUCAACAGUCUACAACUUUUUCCCCAAGUGCCGACGUCGAGGGGGCAAUAAAUAACGGACCGGCAUCAAGCACGCCAGCGUUUUCAACAUCCUGGGACGAGCGCCAGCACACCCCGCUUUCGCCCACCUCCUCGCUUCACGCGAAUUACCACGACGACGGCGAACGAAUCGAGUUUUCUUUUCCGGAGCCCCCGUUCCCACCCCCCUCACCUGCCUCCUCUACUUCUACAUCGAGACCGCUAUUUGGAGCAGUGAACAAGAAAGCUAGUGCGACGACGAGUUCGAGUGUAGAUCAUGAUGAAGAAGGUUCGACGUUGUUGAGAAGAUCGCCGGUUUCUAGCUCCUACAACUUCUCAACUUCGCCGGUCGGUGGCACACUGCAACGACUGAAGCUGUCGGGGGAAGAGCUCUCUGCCUCUGCAAAGGAGAAAUUGAAAUUAGCGGGGAGGAUGAAUUUUCCAGGGAACAAGCAGGUCGACAAAGUAGAAAAGAAAGAUAAGCCGAGCAAAGCCGGGGCGGAUUUUUUUCACAAUCCUUUUUCUAGCAUUCAAAGCUCGAUGUUGAUGUCCACCUCGUCGUCAGCAUCUUCUUCGGUUUCCGCCCGGAGUUCAAUAAUCUGGCACACCGCAAAAAGCCGCGCAGGUGGUCGCGGUGCGGGUAGUGGAACUACUGAAACGACAGCUACAACGACCGAUGCCGGACAAACUUCCCUAGCGCAACAAGCAGAAGAGAUGUUUGUGCCUCAAUUUGAUUCCGCGUCCUCUGCAGUGGGUGCAGGUGUGGCCGAGUCACUGCUUUCUCUGGGACGCAGCUCAGGAAGGGGUAGUUCGCGCUCAAGUUCUGGAGGGGUGGCGGUAGUACCCAACGCCAGUCAGAAAAGUCGGUCAGGAGCUACAAGCACAAGCAGUAGUCGUUCAAUGCUUUAUCCAAAUAGCGGCUUGUAGAAAGAGAAGCGGCGUGCGCGUGGGCGCUGGCGGUUACAACAUUUAUUUGGCUCUCAUAUUGAGAGAGGAAAAGAUGAUCGUCCAAUUUCUAUCGGCACGUACCCGUGGUACGACAAUAUGAAUACAAAUACUACAGUAGCGUACGAACGAUCAUAGUACAGUACAUUUUUGCAGCUGGAAAUCCCUGCUCGAAACAUUUUGGAAGGUUUGAGUCCCACAAUUAUCAAUUUGCAUUCGUACUAGCCGUCUGUACACUAAAACGUACUUACACUAGAAUCUCGUCACUCACUUUGUUUUGCGAGAAUACAGAAGAAAAUCAUUGCCUCCACCAUGAACUCUGCAGUUUUUGCACGUGAGCAGAUGAACAUACUGCUGGCCCGAUCCAU
Molecule: messenger RNA, 3539 nt
Organism: Amoebophrya sp. A120
Lineage: Eukaryota; Dinophyceae; Syndiniales; Amoebophryaceae
Source: the annotation of a GenBank genome assembly